This is a messenger RNA of Chelonoidis abingdonii (Abingdon island giant tortoise), 1995 nucleotides long. It is a transcript of the gene OLFML1, whose product is annotated as olfactomedin like 1. NCBI's taxonomy places the organism in Eukaryota, Metazoa, Chordata, Testudines, Testudinidae. The record is from RefSeq and is a predicted model, not a curated record. Gene Ontology annotation, biological process: signal transduction.
CAUCUGGCUUCUAGAAAUAAACACAUCUAGCUCAAUGCUUUCCACAACGUUAUUGUUUUAAUGAUAGACCGAAGGAGCUGAAACAGCCAUUUUAAAUCUUUUAAUUCUUGCAGCUUUAGUAUUUUUAGCCAUUUUUUUUCCACAUCAUAGUAUCACACAGUAAUUAUAUUGAUUUUAAUUCGGGGGGGGGGGGGGAUUUUAGUGUGAUUUUUCUUCCCAUCAUUAAUUCUUUAUUUUUCCCCCACAUAAUUUCAUAAAACUAUGGUAAUCUUGCAACUGAGAUUUUUAUUAGUUUCAUUUUUCACAAGUAUCGUGGGAGAGGCCCAAUAUGUAAUGCAAGAUGCAGUACUAAUGCAUUACAUCGACCGGCGUUUUCUAUCUUUAGAGAGCAGGCUGGAAAAAUGCAACCAAGAUAUACUGGAUUAUGUACAAGAAUUCCAUGCCUUUUCAAGGAGGAUGAUAUUGCGCCUGGAGGGGCUGAGAGUUUACAAGGCUGAGUUUAAAAAUGAAGUGGCGCAUUUGCUAACAAGAGUUGAAAGAGCACAAAGGGACAUUGACUAUUUUGAAUCAACAAGAGAAUCUACUGCCUGUGUAGAAGUAGAUGAAGACCUGGUGGAAAAGCAGCUAAAUGAAGAUGCAGAAGAAAAAAGGAAAGUCAAGCUCAUGCUUAAUGCAAGCUGUGACAACAUGCUUGCAGGUAUCAAGUCCAUAAAGAUAGUUAAGAAGACUGGAGAUAUGCAUGGCUCUUGGAUGACAGAUCCAGGCAAAGACCAUCUGAAGAUUUAUUUCUUAAGUGGAUCCAAGAAUAAUGUUAUUUUGGAAUUUGCAAAUAUUCGGGCAUUCACGGAAAGGAAUCAUAAGCUAACACCACGGAGAGUUAACCUGCCAUCUUCCUGGCAGGGAACUGGCCAUGUUGUGUAUAAUGGUUUCCUGUUUUAUCACAUAUAUGACUCCUUAAAUGAGAUAGUGAAAUAUAACAUCCAGAGAAGAAAGGUAACUGAUAGAAUGCUCCUGCCGGGUGCUGGACAGAUUUCUGCCUAUGAACUGUUUCCUGAUACUAAAAUAGAUCUUGCUGUUGAUGAACAAGGACUGUGGGCAAUACAUGCAGAGCCAGACACGAGUGGAAACCUUGUCAUCACUAAAAUCAACCAUAUGACUAUGACUGUGGAGCAUACUUGGGACACAUCAUGCAAUAGCAAGAAUGCUGAAGGAGCUUUCCUGAUGUGUGGCACCCUCUAUGUUGUGUAUAACUCUCAUAGUGGGGGCACAUCUCGGAUUGAAUGUGUGUACGAUGUCUUAGACACUAUAAAUACUUAUGAAAUCCCCCUGUUACCUUUCCCCAAACGUCAGGGUAGCCAUUCCAUGAUACAUUAUAACCCCAAAGAAAAGCAGCUAUUUGCCUGGGCUAAUGGAUCCCAGAUCCUUUACAAACUUCAAACAAAGCAAAAAGUUUAAGAUCUUUAGGAACUUUACAAAGAUGAAUAUUAAAAUAAGCUUAAGGUCAGUGACCCAAGUUCUCUUCUCAGCUACCAUCACAGAAUUCCCCUUGCUUUUCCAUGUUCACUGUUAGAUGCUUUAUAUAUAAAUUAGAUGAUUUAUAUUAUACAGAUAAUUUUACAAUUUAUCAUACUUAUUUAAAAAUAUAGAGUUUUUAUCUCAUCUCGUGAAGAAACAAAUCUAUAACUUCUUGAGGAUUAAACAGAAGCUAUUCCCAACUGCUCGAACUUUCACUCUUUUUUCCCCGAAUUAAGGUUCAUAUGCUCACUUCUGCCUGGGCCCAGUCUCACACCCAUUAAAGACAAUGGAAAGACUCCCAUUGAUUUGAAAAAGAAUGGUAUCAGGCUUCAUAUACAUGCAGCAGGUGUCAAUAUUACAAUAUUUAAGUGACAAGAGAGUGGCAUUAUGUCUCCCCACAAAGCUAGCCACUCUAGUCACUCACAAACUACUAGCUGCAGAUCAGAGUUCCUGCAAGCAUCUCCCACCCCCCUUUUUUUU